Messenger RNA from Myripristis murdjan (pinecone soldierfish), 4005 nucleotides. It is a transcript of the gene nfx1, whose product is annotated as nuclear transcription factor, X-box binding 1. Gene Ontology annotation, biological process: negative regulation of transcription by RNA polymerase II. Bases 149 to 3436 code for a protein of 1095 amino acids. NCBI's taxonomy places the organism in Eukaryota, Metazoa, Chordata, Actinopteri, Holocentriformes, Holocentridae. Gene Ontology annotation, molecular function: RNA polymerase II transcription regulatory region sequence-specific DNA binding; zinc ion binding; DNA-binding transcription factor activity, RNA polymerase II-specific. Gene Ontology annotation, cellular component: nucleus. The transcript is spliced from 24 exons. The record is from RefSeq and is a predicted model, not a curated record.
AGCCGCCACUAAAACACAGAAGAAGAAGAAACAGGCUCAGAUUGAAAGGUGGGCUUGACACCGUGGGCAGCUGCUUCCUUUAGGGAAGAGCUCGUUGUCGUGACUCUUGGUGCUGCGGAAGAGAGAAACCCCCCCUGCCUGUGUGUGAAUGGCUGAGGGCUCCUCAGACCCUCCCCUGCUGAAUCCAGAUGGGACGUCACAUCAGAGGCAGAAUCAGCACAGAUCAAGGAGGGGUCGGUCCAGACAGAAUGAAAACAGAAACCUGAAUAAUAACAGUUAUGAUCCCUCCCAGCAGUAUGGUCAUUCUCACUUUGUCCACGACGAUUCAGCGUAUGCAAUGUAUCACCAUCCUCCCUUCCGACAAGAGGACGGUGCAAGAUGGCGAGGAAGAGGUGGAGGCAGAGGAGGAGGAGGAGGAGGAGGAGGAAGACGGGGUCCAGGUGGAGGAGGAAGCAGAGGUUUAAAUGGAAGUUUUAGUGACUCUGGCCGGUGGUGGCAAAGAGCUGGAGCUGAUCGUGGCCCAUACAGUGGCAACAAUACAGCUGUCAGUGGCACUGAUGGGCCAAGCUGGCGAAGGGAGGAUAUGAACAGGGAAUUAGGACAUUUUAACGAAGACCAGGACACUCGACAUAAAAAACCCAGGAAGUUUAGCCAGGAGCCAAGGAGAGGAGAUCAAAAGGACAACAAAGGGCCUCAUUCUGCAGAGAGCCAGGCUACAGAAGCAAGCAGGAGGUCUGCAGACACCAAAAGAGAAAACUGCCACUCAGAAACCAAGGAUAAAUCUCAGAAGAAUAUGAGAGGUGCCGACUCAAACUCCCAUUUCAGUGACCCUGAAAAGAAAUACACAGCAACAAAGCGACGCCAGGGGCCGAUUAAGCCACCCAAGCCUCCGUCUCAAGAAGAAACCGGCUCAGAGAGGGGAGCCAGGAGCCAAGACGGCCAUGGAAAUGGCAAAUCGUCUCAAAAUCCUGGCAGGGACGAAGACACAUGGAGAGCUGGGAGAGGCCAGGGGCGAGGGCAGAGGAGAACACACCACCAAGAUCACAGGCCCAGUCAGAGGAACUGGGACAAGAUGCCAAAGAGCAAGGAGACCCAGACAGGAUGUCUGAUCGAACAGCUGUCAGAGGAGAAGUACGAGUGCAUGGUGUGCUGUGACGUUAUCCGGCUCAUGGCUCCAGUGUGGAGCUGCCAGAGUUGCUUCCAUGUCUUCCAUCUGAACUGCAUCAAGAAGUGGGCCAGAUCCCCAGCCUCUCAGGCAGACGAUUCGACUGAAGGUUGGCGUUGUCCAGCCUGCCAGAACGUUGCACUGAAACACCCAACUUCCUACACCUGCUUCUGUGGGAAAGUGACCAACCCGGAGUGGCAGCGCAGUGAGAUCCCACACAGCUGUGGCGAUAUGUGCGGGAAGAAGAGGAGCGGAGCGGAUUGCAACCACCCCUGUAACAUCUUGUGUCACCCUGGACCGUGUCCACAGUGCCCUGCUUUUGUGACUAAAGCCUGCAUCUGUGGGAGGACCAGUCAGCCGAUGCGCUGCGGCCAGGCCACAGUCCUGCAGUGUGACAAGGUGUGUGGUGCUGUGCUGAACUGUGCCGAACACACCUGCAGCCAGGUGUGCCACAGAGGGCAAUGCCAGCCCUGCCAGCUGCUGGUUCAGCAGGUUUGUUAUUGUGGCGUUACCUCCCGUGAAGUCCUGUGUGGCACAGAUAAAGACGGGUUUGAUGGCUCUGGACAUUUCUCCUGUCAAAAAUUAUGUGGGAAGAUGUUAGAAUGUGAAGCCCACCAGUGCCAGCAGGUGUGCCACCCUGGGCCGUGCCAGCCGUGCCCACGCUCCCCCAGCCUGGUGAAGACUUGUCCCUGUGGACAGACGCCGCUGGCCAAGCUCCUGGAGCUGGGCUACUCAGAACGACAAAGCUGCUCAGACCUCAUCCCGUCCUGUGGAAAGACGUGCAACAAACCACUGGCCUGCGGCUCCAGCGACUCCAUUCAUAUAUGUGAGAAAUUGUGCCAUGAGGGCAGCUGCGGGCCGUGCUCCCUUACCUCGACAAUUAGAUGUAGAUGUGGCUUCAAGACCAAGGAGGUCCCAUGUGAAACGAUCCAUAAUGAAGAAGAGCUUGUCUUCACUUGCGAGAAGCGCUGCAACAAGAAGCGCUCCUGUGGCCGGCACAAGUGUGGCGAGCUGUGCUGCGUGAGUGUGGAGCACAAGUGCCACCUGAUCUGUGGCUACAAGCUCAACUGUGGCCUCCACCGCUGUCAGGAGCCUUGUCACCGUGGAAACUGUGAACCCUGCUGGCAGUCCAGUUUUGAUGAGCUGACGUGUCACUGCGGGCAAAGUGUCUUGUACCCACCCAUCGCCUGUGGCACCAAGCCUCCGGAGUGCAAGAAUCUGUGCACUAGAAGGCAUGAGUGUGACCAUCCAGUGUUUCACAACUGCCACAGCGAAGAGAAGUGUCCACCUUGUACUUACCUCACUCAGAAGUGGUGCAUGGGAAAGCACGAGCAACGUAACAACAUCCCGUGUCAUCUGCAAGACAUCUCCUGUGGCCUCACAUGUAACAAGGAGCUGCCGUGUGAGAUGCACCACUGCAAGCGGCUCUGCCACCGCGGCGAGUGUCUGGCAGAAGGCAGCUGCCACCAGCCGUGCACGCUGCCUCGUCCCGACUGCGGCCACCCGUGCGCUGCGCCCUGCCACAAAGGCAGCAGCUGCCCACGCACCACCUGCACUGCCAAGGUGGCACUGCAGUGUGAUUGUGGCCGAAGAAAAGAAACAGUGCAUUGCACAGAUGCAGCCACUUCAUAUCAGAGGUAUGCAGCCAUCGCCAUGGCCAGCAAACUGUCUGACAUGCAGCUUGGAGACUCAGUCGACAUCGGCCAGUUGAUUACUAAGAAGGAGCUGAAGCAGACCAGGCUCGAGUGUGACCAGGAGUGUGCAACACUGGAGAGAAACAGGCGCCUGGCCGAGGCCUUGCAGAUUGACUCCUCUGCAGACCCCUUCAACAUUCGCUCCACCUCCAUAUACAGCGACAGCCUCAAGGAGGAUGCCAGAAAAGACCUGAAAUUUGUCACAGAGGUAGAAGAGGAGAUAAAGAAUCUUGUUGAGCUUACCAAUAAGGGAAAGCAGCCAAAGAGAAGCCAGUGUUUCCCGCCCAUGAACCGAGAGCACCGCAAGAUCAUCCACGAGCUGGCCGAGGUCUACGCCGUGGAAAGCGUGAGCUACGACAGCGAGCCCAAACGCAACGUGGUCAUCACAGCCCACAAGGGGAAGUCGGCCUGUCCAGCCUCAAGUCUGACAUCGCUGAUAGAGAGGGAGAUGACUGUCAGGGCCCCUCCCCCCAUCGCUCACAUCAAACAGCAUAGCAGCAAGGCUGCCAGUGGAAGUACCUGGUCAAAGAUGGUUAAAGAAGAACCUGUGAUCGAUUACUUUGAUGUCCAGGACUAACACAAGGCCGGAGCAGGAAACCUCCGGAUCAAAUCAAAUGUCUACAUCUGCCAGAGACUCCUGCUUCCUUCUCAGUUCUGUUCAUUACAUUUCUGCAGUCAUAAAUUAAUGAUAAUUUGCUUUUGGCUUUGUAAUCAAAUAAAAAUGGACAGAAAAUGUUAGUACCUCCUGUGAACAGAGAUUAAAAAAUGUGAGUUUUAAAAGUAUUUGGACCACAACACACCGUUCGAUUUAUUGCCCUUGUACUUGUUCCUUCUAGGAAAAGAUACAAUAGCACUUUGGUCAAAAUGCAGACUGUUGCCUUGAGUUAAAGGAUAUCUCCAGCCAUCUCCUCUAAAUAGUUGAUCUGGACUAUUUAUGUGUGUGCUCUUUUCAUUUUAUGAGUACAAAAGUAUGUUUGGAAUGAUUAAGAUUAUGUAAACUAAAAUAUUGGUUUUUAGGUUAUCAAAAUUUCUUAUUUUCCUCUGGUAUCCAAACUAUGUCAGCUGUGAGUUGCACUCAGUUCAUAGCAUGGAUGUAAAUUUAUCCAGCUGGUUUAAUAAAUAAAUACGACAAAAGGGGGAAAAAAA